CUGCCCGUCCAUCCACAAAGUCGACGAGAUCGACAAGGACGCGACGCUCGUCAGUUGGAACAGGGUGCACGAAUACGUGCUGGACAAGCUGGACUACACGAGCCUCAAUGACACGAGCCUGCUCGCCGAAGAGCUGCUGACCCAGCUCCAGGACAUCGACGGGGACGUCAAGGAGGUGAUCGCGAGGCCACUUCGGACUUGGCGGUUUCUGAGGAAGUCUCGGCUGACGCCAAUGCUGCGGGGAGAAGUGACGGCCAAUGCCGGUGGCGACUACGACUUCGCAAAGACCUUCAAGACCCUGCUGACCAUAUUUCCCUCGGAAGCUUUGUCCGAGCUCCACAACAGGCCCAAGCGGGAGCGAGCCCUGUUCGAGGACGAGGCUGACCACAUCGUCGACGACUACGAGACUGGUGGAGAAUAUGAUGAGACAUCAGAAGUGGUCGAGCAGCUGAUCAGCUUGGCAGGCGAGGAAGAUGAUUAUGAGGGAACAGCUGACGACCAGGAAGCGGACAACGAGGUGUUCGCACGGCUUCGACACGCGGGACGGAGCUUCAAGGACGGCGCGAGACCUGAUCCGUCGACUGCGAGC
Molecule: messenger RNA, 589 nt
Organism: Prorocentrum cordatum
Lineage: Eukaryota; Dinophyceae; Prorocentrales; Prorocentraceae
Source: the annotation of a GenBank genome assembly